Erythranthe guttata (spotted monkey flower) is the source of this 1288-nucleotide messenger RNA. NCBI's taxonomy places the organism in Eukaryota, Viridiplantae, Streptophyta, Magnoliopsida, Lamiales, Phrymaceae. The record is from RefSeq and is a predicted model, not a curated record.
AUGAAUACACGUGAGAUAAACCUACAAGUGCGGGAAACUAGAGUGAGAGAAUUCAAAUCUAGUGAAGCUGGAGAUUCUGGUUGUUAUGCGAUUUAUAUUUAUGCGAAUGGGCCUCGUCAAAAACCUUGCGAGCGCUCGAAUCCAUAUUUUCAAAGAAAACUUGAUAGGGCCCAGAAAUUAGGAUUCUCAUCACUCCAAAAGGUUACAGUUGCUAUGCGAAUGUUGGCUUACGCAUACUCUGCUGACUCAAUUGACGAAACUUUCCAUAUGGCAGAGACAACCGCAACCGAGACCUUGCGCGAAUUUUGCAAAACAAUAUUGCGGUUGUAUAAAGAUGAGUACCUCCGUGCUCCGACAAACGCAGAUAUGACAAGGCUACUUGACAAAGCGGAACGACGUGGGUUCCCUGGAAUGAUCGGUUCACUAGACUGUAUGCACUGGACAUGGAAAAAUUGUCCAACUGCAUGGCAGGGGAGCUUUUCGGGAAGAAAACAUAAACCCACAAUUAUUCUUGAAGCAGUAGCUUCAUCUGACACUUGGAUAUGGCAUGCAUUCUUCGGCGUACCCGGUUCACAAAACGAUAUCACUGUCUUGGGUCGUUCACCCUUGUUCGACAACCUUGUUCAAGGAAUUUCCCCAAGAGUUCACUAUCAGGUAAAUGAAAAAGAUCACUACAUGGCAUAUUAUCUUGCUGAUGGCAUAUACCCAAAAUGGGGUACGUUAAUUCAAUCUAUUAAGCAGCCGAGAACACAUCAAGAACAGUUGUUCUCAAAAAUGCAAGAAGCAUACCGCAAGGAUGUUGAACGAGCUUUUGGAAUUCUUCAAGCCCGAUUUGCUAUAGUGAAGCAGCCUGGAAGAGGGUGGAAUCUGAAGGACCUAAGAAAUAUUAUGAUGACAUGUAUCGUACUCCACAAUAUGAUUGUGGAAGACGAACGAGAUGAAUACGCUGAUGCUGAGUCAGAUGACGAUGACAACAACCCAGCCACAUCUCGCAGAGCUCGUGCCAACAGUUAUGAUAGAAAUGAGGAAUUAGAUUUAAACCCAAGAACAAGCGGUAUAUCCAUAAUUGAUUAUAUGAGGCGUCGUCACACAAUGCGAUCGGUUGAAGUAAAUCGUAACCUUCAGCGUGAUUUAAUAGCUCAUGUGUAAUAAUUUUACUUAAGUUUUUAUUUACGAAUUAAGUGUUUGGUUUUAUUAAGAUUAUGUUGUUAUUUCGAAUUGAAUUAAGUGUUUGGUUUUAUUAAGAUUAUGUUGUUAUUUCGAAUUUAUAAUAAAAAGUAAAAUAAUC